AUGCCACCAAAACGAAGGAAUGGUGAAGAUGCAGAUGCGAUAACAGGACGCGAAAAAAAGAAGCUCAAAAUAAACGCAGCGCGUACGAUUGCUGUCCAGCCGAGUUCUCAACGUGAAAGUAGUGCUGCCAUAGGCCCUUCAAACUCAGCUACGAAUCAUUCAAAUAGCUUAACGGGGCUGCCAACUGCCCUCGAUGUUGAAAAAUUUGUUGAGGCGAGGGCAUUUGAGAUUGAUGCCAUGCAUACUGCAAUGAAGACUGCAAGUGCCAGUUCGACCCAUCGAGUAUGGCAAACCCUUCCUCGUCAUCUACGUAGGAGGGCUGCAAGCCAUGAUGUUAGACGUGUUCCACUCAAGCUUAGAGAUAGAGCUCGUGCAGAGAUGGACCCUGUUCGCAAGAAAGCUUUAGGACGAUCUCUGCCUAAACUUGGGAAAGGCAAAGGAAUGUCAAGAACCGAGGCAUUUCUUAGGCGCCAACGCGAUAAAGCAUGGCUUGAAACUCACAUUUGGCAUGCGAAACGCAUGCACAUGGAAAAUAUGUGGGGAUAUCGUCUCGCCGUCACACCCACUGAAAAAUCGUAUAGACCCUCCCAUCGAGCAUCAGUCCAUGGAUCCAUCCUCCAUGAUGCAUCAUAUUACUCAACAUACGAAAUCAAAGGACCUGAGGAAGCCCUGAUUGCAUUGCUGGACCUUUGCUGUGAUCCUCAAGGCCCCGGUCCAAGCUCAAAAAGAUAUCUCAAUGGUUCUCGUAUUUUGGAGACUUCCAUGUAUGCCGUUGGGCUAUACCCAUAUGGCUUGAUCGCUCCUGUUACAAUUAUUUGGAGACCUUAUCUGCAGGCAUCGUCAGCGAUAAAUACAACGGGCUCUUCAGGUAAUGAAGGGGUUAAGGACGUCAGGGCGGCUGAUAUCCGUUCUGUUUGGCUACGUUUCCAUCCAUCGGUGCAAACUGCUGUAUUCAACACCCUGAAAGAUGCCACUUCGCGUAGUUUAACCUUGUACAAAGCUCGACAUUCGGAAGAAGCCUUGGUUGAAGUCAUUGACAUUAAACGACAGUUGAAUAUUUUCGAAAUUAUGGGCCCCAAAUCUAGUCAAGUUAUUAAAGGAGCCUUAACUCCCAUUGUAUCAGAAAAAUCUCGGGAGUUUCUACAAUUCUGGAAAUCGUUGGCAGAGCUGCAAAGUUCUGGCUCAGUUCCACGUGGUAUGAUCGUUGGGUUCAAAGUCAACGACCCUAGACUCAAUUUCCCUCCAAAAAAUGCGAAGCCUGCAACCAUACCAUCUAAGGGGGUCCCAUCCAUUGAAAUCACAUUUCCGUCGGCCAAUUUAGCCAAUAGCGAAAUUUGGGAAGAGUCUAUGCGGAAUAGUUUGUCUAAACCACGCUACAAGAAAAAAGAUAUCGACACAAGGCGGGCAAAUAGUGAUAUUCCUGGAUCGGCCCUCAAAGCCCUCCGGCAGGACGACUGCAUCCCUAUCCUCCUCAUCCAACGUUCAGUGGAGACUCCCAAUUCCUCUGGUAGCAAAGGAUUACAUGGAUGGACCCUUAUUCUGCCCGCCGGAUGGUCAAUGGCAUUUUUUAGCUCACUGAUCUACACAAGUACACGUGUGGCUGGACAACAGGAGCGCCAAACUCAGGCAUACGAAGCCGGAACCACAUAUUUCCCUCGAGAUUAUCCCACCACCGAACCGUAUCAAGCGUACGCCCAGGAUCGAGAAUUUAAGGAAAAAGAAACAUGGGAUCGAAAACCUCCCGCCAAACGCGUCAAUUUUGAGAAGCUUGGUACAGAAAACCCUUGGAUGAGUGAUUGGGCGAAGGUUCUUGGGAUACCAGGACGAGAUGAUAAAGAUGAAGAUUUUGUUGCAACUCAAAGGGAGCCUGAACCCUCUCAAGAUAAUGAAGCUCAUAUAGCCAUCAAGCCUUGGUUAUUGCGUGGUUCAGAAGUACCCAGUAUUCUGUCAAAGUUGUCCUCCGUGUUCAACGUCGGUGCUGCUCUUCUAUCUGAAAUUAACCGCUUGCGACUUAAACGGAGCCAUCAAGUUUUGGCGGAAGACAUUACCGGCGCACAACUACUGCAUGGUGCUCUCGUGAAUGUCGAGAUUACAAUGUGCUCUCGAGGAUCUCCGCAAGAUUUAGCUGAGAUCUUCAUAAUUCCAGAUGGCCUUUCGAUACAAUGGGAACGUUUUCUGCAGACUCGAAACCGAAAGAGUGUGGAUGAUGAGGAGCAUCCGGAUGAACUGGAGCUGGCAAGCCACAUUCCGCCAAAAAGCUCGAUUGUGGGGCAUGUUACCACAGGUCAUUAUUCCCUCGCAAGAGGUGAAGGGUUUGCUAUCGGCGCUAUUGCUCUUGCACGUUUGAUGGAGUUGGAACAGCAAGCCAGGCGGUAA
Messenger RNA from Psilocybe cubensis, 2376 nucleotides. RefSeq lists its product as uncharacterized. Gene Ontology annotation, biological process: tRNA 5'-leader removal. Bases 1 to 2376 code for a protein of 791 amino acids. Gene Ontology annotation, cellular component: ribonuclease MRP complex; nucleolar ribonuclease P complex. NCBI's taxonomy places the organism in Eukaryota, Fungi, Basidiomycota, Agaricomycetes, Agaricales, Agrocybaceae. The transcript has 11 exons. The record is from RefSeq and is a predicted model, not a curated record.